AUGGAGGUUACUGCUCGUGCUGCUGUGCUGUUCCUCCUGCUUCUAUCUCAGGCCCUGACUGCUGUUCAUACACAGGAGGAAGAGGAGGCAAUCCAGGAGGAGGAGUUGCAGGAGGAGGACCAGCAGGUCAUCGAGACAUGGACGUCAAGCGUCAAAGCCUGCACCUGUGACUGUGAAUCUGCUGAUUCACCUACAAGCAGCCCCACCGUCAUUUCGUCUGUCCCGCCAAUCUCAUUGUCACGGCCGUCGCCUGUGGAUAACCCAUUGACCUGCAUGCCAGAAUGCCCCUACCACAAAGCCCUGGGGUUUGAAUCUGGAUCUGUGUCAUCAGAGCAGAUCAGCUGCUCCAAUCAGGACCAGUACACCGGCUGGUACAUCUCCUGGAUCCCCAACAAGGCUCGUCUUAACAACCAAGGCUUUGGCUGUGCUUGGCUCUCCAAGUUUAACGACCAGUUCCAGUGGAUCCAGAUCGACCUGAAGUCGGUGGGUGUGGUGUCUGGCAUCCUCACACAGGGUCGCUGCGAUGCUGAUGAAUGGAUUACUAAAUACAGCAUCCAAUACCGCUCUGUGGAAAAUCUCAACUGGGUCUAUUACAAAGACCAGACAGGCAACAACAGGGUCUUCUAUGGGAAUUCUGACCGCUCCUCCACGGUGCAGAACCUGCUGCGCCCACCCAUCGUGGCCCGUUACAUCCGCCUGCUGCCGCUGGGCUGGCACACCCGCAUCGCCAUGAGGAUGGAGCUGCUGAUGUGCACCAACAAGUGUAUGUGA
Molecule: messenger RNA, 771 nt
Organism: Scomber japonicus (chub mackerel)
Lineage: Eukaryota; Metazoa; Chordata; Actinopteri; Scombriformes; Scombridae
Product: retinoschisin-like
Exons: 6
Coding region: 1-771 (256 amino acids)
Source: RefSeq, a predicted model, not a curated record